Molecule: messenger RNA, 885 nt
Organism: Staurois parvus
Lineage: Eukaryota; Metazoa; Chordata; Amphibia; Anura; Ranidae
Source: the annotation of a GenBank genome assembly
UAUGCAGGGGCUGCUAGUGUUAUUGUUGGACAUCCUUUGGACACCGUUAAGGCUCGAUUACAGGCUGGCCAAGGAUAUGGCAAUACAUUUAACUGCAUUUUUAGAAUUUACAGGAAUGAAAAUGUUGCUGGGUUCUUUAAAGGAAUGUCAUUCCCUUUGGCCAGCAUAGCAAUUUACAACUCUGUAGUUUUUGGUGUUUUCAGCAAUGCACAAAGAUAUAUUAGUCAUCAUCGACAGACAGACAGAAAGCACUCCCCGGACUUCAUAGACUUAACUAUCGCCAGCAUGUUAGCAGGACUGGUUUCUGUUGGGAUUGGUGGACCUGUUGACCUGGUAAAGAUAAAACUACAAAUGCAAACACAAACAUCCCUCCCAGAAGGCCUGUCACUUAACCAGAAGACGUCACUCCUUUAUUAUCAAGCAACCUACAGAGGCCCAAUACAUUGUGUAUACUGCAUAUUGAAGAAAGAGGGCUUCACUGGAAUGUAUCGUGGAGCCGGAGCAAUGAUUCUAAGAGAUGUUCCAGGUUACUGUUUAUACUUUAUCCCCUACACAUAUAUCUGUGAGUGGUUGACCUCAGAUCAUCAGAGCACACCAAGUGCUUUCUCAGUGUGGAUAGCAGGUGGCCUUGCAGGUGCUAUCUCUUGGGGAACUGCUACUCCCAUGGAUGUUGUCAAAACUCGUCUUCAAGCUGAUAACUUAUAUAAACAAAAAUAUAAAGGAGUUAAAGACUGUAUUUCACAAAGUUACCAAAAUGAAGGUCUUCAGGUCUUUUUUAGGGGAAUCACAGUCAACACCAUACGUGGAUUCCCAGCGAGUGCUGCUAUGUUUCUGACCUAUGAACUUUCAUUGAAAGCCUUGAAGACUAGAAAGGAAUCUGACUAG